This is a messenger RNA of Prorocentrum cordatum, 2702 nucleotides long. Lineage: Eukaryota; Dinophyceae; Prorocentrales; Prorocentraceae. The record is from the annotation of a GenBank genome assembly.
GCGGGUUCAUGAUGAAGCCGUGAGCCGGAGCAGGGACAUGCUGGUGAUCGUGGCCCUGCUGCUCCUCUGCGCCACUCCCGAGAUUGCCUCCGCGCUGCCGCACCUGCGCAUCGCCGGCUCGUCCACCGUGAAGCCCGUGGCACAGGCAUGGCAGGGCGCCCUGGCUUUGAACUACACGAUCACGCUCGAGGGAGGCGGCUCGAGCGCUGGUGCGCGGCGGGUGUGCCUGCCAGAGAGCGACGCGGAGCACGUGGACAUCGGCAGCAUGUCUCGCGAGUGGAAGUCCUCGGAGGCGCAGCUGAUGGACGACGGCUACACCUACGAGUGCCUGGGGAGUGGCAACCGGGUCACGCAGACCAUGGUGGCCGUAGACGGCCUGGCGGUGGCCGUCGCCAGGGGAAGCGCGGCCAACGCGUGCAUCGAAACUAUCGGUGGCCUGACGCUCGCGCAGCUGCGCUGGAUCUUUUCCGACUGGAGCGACGCUGAGCUCCAGGCGGACGGCGUGUCCAUUGCGUCGAUCGCGCCCAGUGCCGACGGUGACUCUAUCAAGGAGUGGAGCGACUUGGACGCGAGCUGCGAGGAGACGCCGAUCAAUCCUUACGGCGCUGGAGACCAGUCUGGUACGCACGACUUCUUCGGAGAGACGGUGCUGUGCGCGAGCUGCUUCGACGAGACGGAGUAUUUCAAGCUAUGCAGCGACGAGGACUUGCACUACAUUGAGGGGCUUGAGAAGAACGCGUCGGAUUCCUUCAUUCAGGCGCACCGCCCAACGAAUAUGUCAAACUGCUACAUGCCUUCGGAGGACGACGAGCUGCUGCUGCAGUGGCUGUUUGCAGACACAGGGGGCAUCUCGUAUUUCGGGUACGCCUAUUACGCCCAGUUCGUGGACAAGGUCGUUGCCGUUGCCAUCGCGAGGGACACGGAACUCGGGGUGGCAGAGACCCAGCUGGCCACAAUCGCACCUGACGCCAGUAGCAUCGUCGACGGCUCCUACACAGUUUUCACGCGCAAUUUGUAUACGAAUGUGUAUAACAAGGCGUGGAACAUCUCUGGGGACUAUCUCAUAGCACGGUGGCGGACAUGAUGUUUGGCUUCACUGACUCUGGACAGGAUUUCGUUGCGAGUACAGGGUACGUGACUCUAAACAGGGAACAACAUGCAGCUAUGAUGGUUCGCAUAAAUGUCGGCGUGGCGACUGGAGGAAACCAGGAGGCGGACCUGAUCUCGUGGUCAUACACCAACCAGUUCGGACGCGACAAGGUCGACUACGGGUGCGAACUUUGUACGGCAGGCACGGCGAAAAACAAUGACGGCCCCACUCCUUGCGAUCCUUGCCCUCCUGGCUUCUUCACCCAGGAGACGGGCCAGUCCAUGUGCCAGUCGUGUCCCCAGGGCACCGCCGCUGCGCAGCAUGGUUCGCACAACUGCACCCCGUGCUCCAGUCACGAGCACCAGCCGCUGCCGGGGCAGGAUAGCUGCACCGCCUGCAGCGCUGGCCGGUUCACGGAUCUCGCGGGGCAGUCUUCUUGCGAGCCGUGCCCGUUGGGGACCUACAUGACCCCGGGCGGCAAUUACACCUGCGAGCUGUGCCCCGCAGGCAUGACCACUGUGGUGAUGGCGGCCUUGGCCAUGGAGACCUGCGGGUGUCGCGAGGGUACCUACCUGGCGGAGGGGGUGGGCUCGUCCGGACCGUGUCUGCCCUGUCCCGACGGCAUGGCGUGUGCGUUCGGGAGCAGCUUCGCGAAUUUCUACGCCAGCGACGGCAGCGUGAUCGCGUCGCCCCGUGAAGAUUAUCCUUUCCCCAUGGUCCAGGAUCGGGGAAACGCAUUCCUCACGUGCUACAACCUACCGCGGGGAUGGUUGCGGAUUCAAAUGCGUCGAUAAGAGGCAUUGCCCUGGCGGUGCACCAGGCACUUGUGCAGCUCACCGAGACAGCAGCCAGGUGGCGUGCGGGAAGUGCAUGGAUAACGCUUACGAUUCCGCAGGUGAGUGCGUCACCUGCGCUGGCACUGACAUAAUUCCGCUAUUGCUUGCGAUCUUCGCAGGCAUCUUGUCGGUUUGUACUGGUACAAUCGUUGUGAACAGGAGCCUGCUGAUGCGGUCAAGCUCUCUCGUGUUGGCCGUCAUCAUGGCAAGCCAGAUGUUUCUGGGCCUGCAGACGCUGUCAGUGUUCAAGAACCUCAGCGUCAAAUGGAUCGAACCGUUGUAUUCGAUGCUGGGGAUUGCUAGUCUGUUAAGUUUUGAUUUCGAUCUUCUGCGACUGCCUUGCACGUUCGGCUCGACAGCCAUCGUUGAAUACACAAUCAGGCAGUGCGUGGCACCGCUGUCAGUCCCUUGGGUGAUCAUCUCGCUGUUGGGAAAGAAGCACAUGAGCAAGGAUACUCAUGUUACCAAGGAGGCUCUCAACGCGAUCGGUGCGAUCUUUCAAAUUUUCUUCAUAUCAAUCGUUAUCUCUGCCACAGUCCCGCUAGUGCAUUAUGACCACCCGAAUGAUGCUGGCAGCUCGCUCGUCAGUAACCCAGCCAUCCUCUUUCUGGAGCCUGGUGGUGAGCACGUGCCAAUGUUGGUGGUCGGAUUCGUAGCCCUCUGCACCGUUCCCCUGCCGUUCUUGACAUUCGUGAUUUACGGCACGAGCCAGUACCGGAGGUACGUCGCAGCUGUCAGCGUCAAGGACGCGUGGGUGGAUUUUGACUCUUUCAUAU